AUGUCUAUGUUAGAAAACGGAGAAAAGUCCAAAGAUAUGUCGUGGGACAUUCGUAUCAAAGAAUUCAUCGAUGUAGUCUCAAAAGAUACGUUGAAACCCGCUGAACUAAUUGCUGCUUUAAUAACAAAAUAUUUUCCAGAAAAUGAAAUAGAUAUAUUUACACAAUUACUUGAAAGAUCUCAAUUCAUACUUAAACGUGAUGAAGUAGAAAAAGAACUUGGUCAAAUUAUGGUCGAAGAAAUUAAACAAAAUCUUGUUAGAUGUCAAGGUGCCUCGAGUAGUAAACAAUCAGAAUGUUUGACAAAUUUAAUCAAACAGUGUGAUACUUUUUAUGAUAGUUUGACUACUGCUACUGGGAAGAAUAAAGACAACGAACUAUCUUAUGAUAAUGAGUUACGAGAAAAAGUUGAAGGUUAUAAAAAAUAUUUUAUAGAAAUAUAUUCUACAUGGGAAAUUUGGCGCAAUGCUAGUAUCGAAAUAAUGACGGAUAUGAAUAUUCCUCACCAUAGUUAUUAUGACUUGCGUAGUCCUAACAAACUUUAUAACAAAGUUUAUGAUACCUUUCUUGGUAAAGCUGUUACUUACGCAAACACAGAAUAUAACCUAGACGCAAUAGCAAGAUACAAGGGACUGUGUGAUCGAGUAAAAUCACGAUAUUUUAAUGAAGCAAAUGGGGAAUUUAUGAAAAUGUAUUUGUAUACAUUUGCUUUGGAUAAAUUCUUGCCUAAUAAUUCGAAAGCGCCUACAAUCGCUCCAAAUCGAAAAAUUGGUACAAUUGUUUAUGGAAUUUAUGGAAAAGAUACGUUUCCAGACGGUGGUCAUGGCCCAGAAGAUCAUAGUGAAUUCCAUCUAAUGAGUAAUGAUAAGUCUGAUGUCAUUACUGGUAUAAACAUCCAUUGUGGUUAUUUCUUAGAUUGUCUAAAGGUUAAAUAUAAAAAUCAAAUUGGAACCGCUAUCGGAAAUGAAAAGGGUGGAAAUGCGUAUACUAUUCGAGGUCUUGAUGAGAAAGAUAAUUACGUGGUUGGUGCAAAUGUUUAUUUUCGUGAACAUGUUAGUGACAUUCAAUUCUUUCUGUCAGAUGGUCAAAAGACUGAUGUUUUUUGA
Messenger RNA from Racocetra persica, 1104 nucleotides. Lineage: Eukaryota; Fungi; Glomeromycota; Glomeromycetes; Diversisporales; Gigasporaceae. The record is from the annotation of a GenBank genome assembly.